Messenger RNA from Striga asiatica, 417 nucleotides. NCBI's taxonomy places the organism in Eukaryota, Viridiplantae, Streptophyta, Magnoliopsida, Lamiales, Orobanchaceae. The record is from the annotation of a GenBank genome assembly.
AUGAAUAUCAAUGCGUGGAACAACAAAACCCAAGAUUUGAUUUAUCUAAGAAUCAACAUCCUUAUUCUUCCGAAGCAGAGCAAAAUACCCAACAACAGCACAGAGCGCAGCCACAACAUUCCCUUCCUUGAUCAAUACCCUGAGCACGAACCCAGUAAUCUCAGCCGUCAAUUUCUUGCCCUCCACCACCAGAUCCUUUCUGGGCUUCCCGCAGAAAGUCAAGAGCACGAGGACAGUUAUCCACGUCACCAGCGUGGCCGGCACCGCCACCGCCAGCGCCGCCACCAUGGACAGAACGCCGAACGCGAGCCCGAGAAGCAUCGACACGUACAGCGCGGAAGAAGAAUAAGAAGAAGAAUACUCGAAUUCGUACCAGGAAAGAACGGAUUUGAGGAGAUUCCACGAGAGAGAGAGUAG